Molecule: messenger RNA, 183 nt
Organism: Gongylonema pulchrum
Lineage: Eukaryota; Metazoa; Nematoda; Chromadorea; Rhabditida; Gongylonematidae
Source: the annotation of a GenBank genome assembly
AUGAUUUGGGGCGCUGGUAAAGUCGGCAGGCGCUUUUACAGGGCUUUAAAAAAUGAGAAUCGCCGCAAAGUGACAGCAUUUUGCGACAUCGAUGAGAAGAAACUUCACUGUGGACGCUACGAAUAUUUUGAUCGCGAACAACGCAGAGUUACUAGUAUUGUACCAGUGAUUCCAUUGAGGUAG